ACAGCUCAGCGAUCGAGUUACGUGGCCGGGGAAAAAUGUUGCAGUGGAGACGAGAGAGAGGGGGGAGAGAAAGAGAGAGACUGCAGCAUCGCUGGAGACCGGAGGCAGCAGCAGCAGCAGCAGUCCCGAGCAGUGCAGGUGAGAGGGGAGGGGAUAAAAAAAAAAAAAAAGGAGGCGGAGGAAGGAGGAGGAGGCGCGUUCGCUGGAGUGAGAGUGAAUGCGGGACUCCUGGAGCAAAAAGACGCAUCUACUCUCAGUCCAACAUCCCCCGACUCCUGAUCCGGACGGCGCGGGGAUUAUUUUUUAUUAUAUUUUUACUCAAAAACUGAUUUAACCACGAGGAGAGAUUCCUACUUUUCCUUCUCCACGAGGACAAACAAUAAAAGAAAGGAGCAAUUUAAGGAGAAACUUGCUCCGAGAGCCACUCUCACAACUUGCGUAAAGGAAUCUGACUGCUUGGCACGUUGCUCCACUGCGGGGAAAAGGAGGCAGCAGCUGGGGGGGGAAAGUAGUGGUGCAUUGCAGUUUCUAAGUGGAGAAAGAAAGAAAAAACUGAACAAGCAAUCGACUGUCCCAAAUGUGACUGGAAUGAAGAGAACUUACAUUAUGAACUGAUAAGAAGAAGAAAGGAGGAGUGGAGAUGAAAGGCUGAUGAUGGAUAGAUGGAUGGUUGGAUAGAUAGAUUAAAAAACGUGUCUUCAUGGCUUGAUUACACCUUAGCGAGAUCAUUUUUAUAGAAGUUGGUGAGUGUAGGAGGAAAAUAAAAAAAAAAGGAUCUGCUGAAGUGAGCUAUAGAGAGCGCAGGAGCUUUCCCCCGGACCAGAGUCCGCAGAGAGCCAUAGAGAAGGUAUCAGGAAGGAUAAAUCAAACACCCACGCUGCGUGAGCCGCAACAGACCCCAAAACACCAAUAAACAAGAGCCGCAGCUGGGGGUUGGGGGGACCAGCCAGAGACAGAACAGAGAGAGGGGAACAGAAGGGAGCCAGCCAUGCCGAGGCUUCUUGGUGCAGUGCACUCCUCCAGCCUCCUGGUCCCCUUCCUCCUCCUCCUCCUCCUGCUGCAGCUGCUGACUCAGCUGCCGGGCGCCGACUCAGCGCUCCGGUACCGAGUGGCGGAGGAGGGACCCCCGGACGUGAAGAUCGGCAACGUGGCCGCGGACCUGGGCCUCACGGCGGGCACGGGCAGCGGAGACGUCACCUUCGCCCUGGAGAGCGGCUCGGAGUUCUUCAAGAUAGACAACGUGACCGGGGAGCUGACCACGGGCCCGCGGCGCAUUGACCGAGAGAAGCUGGCCCAGUGCCAGAUGAUCUUCGAUGAGAAUGAGUGCUUCCUGGACUUUGAGGUGUCUGUGAUUGGGCCUCUGCAGAGCUGGGUGGACCUGUUUGAGGGCCGAGUUGUCAUCACAGACAUCAACGACAAUACGCCCUCCUUCCCCUCACCUGUCCUGCAGCUGUCAGUUGAGGAGAACCGUCCAAUAGGAACUCUGUACCUGCUCCCCACUGCCACCGACAGGGACUUUGGAAGGAAUGGCAUUGACCGCUAUGAGCUCAUCCAGGAUAAUAAUGGAGUUGGGUCAAGUUCAACAAGGCGCACAGCAGGAGGAAACCCCAUUACUAGAGUGGAUGGACUUGACCGGAGGGGCAGAAGUGGAGAUAAUGGAGGAGGAGCCAGUAGGAGCAGUGUGUUUGAGCUGCAAGUGGCAGAUAUACCAGAUGGUGAGAAACAGCCACAGCUUAUUGUGAAAGGAACUCUGGACCGUGAGCAAAAAGACUCAUAUGAGCUGGUCCUCAAGGUUCGAGAUGGGGGUAGCCCGCCCCGUUCCUCCCAAGCUCUUCUCCGUGUGUCCAUCACUGACGUGAAUGACAACAGUCCACAGUUUGAAAGGUCAACGUAUGAGGCUGAAAUGACAGAGAACGCUCCCCCAGGUACACCUGUGCUUCAGGUCAGAGCCUCAGAUCGAGACAUUGGAGUCAAUGGGCAGGUGGAGUACGUCUUUGGAGCUGCCACCGAAAAUGUCAGGCGACUCCUGCGGCUCGAUGAAGCAACUGGUUGGCUGAGUGUUCUUCACAGAAUCGACAGAGAGGAAGUGGCCCAGCUGAAGUUCACGGUGAUGGCCAGGGACCGGGGUCAGCCUCCACGCACUGACCGCACCACAGUGGUUCUGGCCGUCCGGGAUGAGAAUGACAACGUCCCAAGUGUGGAGAUCAGAAAGAUUGGACGCAUCCUUGUUCGAGAUGGGGCAGCACUGGUGCCAGAGAAUGUUCUGGUGGACACACCUGUGGCUCUGGUUCAGGUGUCCGACAGAGACCAAGGAGAGAAUGGGGCUGUGACCUGCACAGUUGUAGGAGAUGUUCCCUUCACCCUGAAGCCAGCUGGAGAAACAGCACUUCCACCCCUACCAGCAGAUGAGGCCUUUGACAGGAACAAGAAAAAAUACUUCUUACAUACCUCAGCUUUGCUGGACUAUGAAGCCACGAAAGAGUACAGUGUAACAAUUGUUGCAGUAGAUUCUGGCAGCCCCAGUUUAUCCAGCAACAGCUCACUGAUGGUUCGAGUGGUAGACAUCAAUGACCAUGCCCCAGCCUUUGCCCAGAGCAUUGUGGAGGUCCACUUCGCUGAGAACAACUCACCUGGUGAAAGGGUGGUCACUGUUGUAGCAACAGAUGCAGACAGUGGCAAGAAUGCAGAAAUAGCAUACUCCCUGGAUCAUGCGUCUAAUGGUCCUUUUUACAUCGAUGCUGACAAUGGAGAUAUCCGUGCUACUGGAGUUCUGGACCGUGAACUGCAGGAGAGAUAUGAGCUGCGGGUUAUUGCCAAGGACAAAGGCACACCGUCCUUACAAGGCUCUGCGACUGUUGUUGUCCUGGUGACUGACCGCAACGACAACGCACCAAAGUUUGUUCAAGAGAUCUUCACAUUCUAUGUCAAGGAGAACCUCCUCGCCAACAGUCCAGUUGGGAUGGUCACAGUCACGGACGCUGAUGAGGGCGAGAACGCAGAGUUUAGCCUAUAUGUAGAGGUGGAUGGGACUGACACAAAAACGACAGGCAGGGAGGGAGAUGAUGGCGAGAAAGAACGGGAAGAGGUGUUCUCCAUUGAGAACAACACUGGAACAAUUUUCUCUUCUGCAUCGUUUGACCGUGAAAAACUUUCCACCUACACCUUCCGUGUUCGGGCUGUGGACGGAGGGGAGCCCCGCAAAACUGCCACGGCCACGGUCUCACUUUUUGUGACAGAUGAAAAUGACAAUGCACCUUCUAUCACCUCUCCUGCCAAUGAGUCCUACACCCUUUUACCACCUGCCAGUAGUGCUCGCACCAUUGUCAGGACUGUAACAGCCAUAGACUCAGACACGGGUCCAAAUGCUGAUCUUCGCUACGCUCUGGUGGGGGGAAAUCCCUUCAGACUGUUUGAGAUUGGCCACACAAAUGGAGUUAUCACCCUGGCAGAGCCUCUGGAGCGGCGCCAUAGAGGUCUGCAUCGCCUGGUUGUUCGAGUCAAUGAUAGUGGCAUCCCUUCUCUCUGUGCCACAGCUCUGGUUCAUGUCUUCAUUAAUGAGAGCUUGGCUAAUGCCACACUAGUGGAUGCACAGGUGGCUCGAAGCCUUAUGGCUCCACUGUCGCUGGACAUUGCCGGGGACCCAGACAGUGAGCGUGCCCUGGGAAAACAGCGCCUGAGUGUUGCCAUCGGCGUCCUGGCGGGAGCGGCGGCCGUCAUUCUGGUUAUCCUUCUGGUGGUCACGGCUCGACAGUGCGGCACUCAGGGGAAGAACGGUUACGAAGCUGGUAAAAAGGAGCCAGAGGAGGACUUCUUCAGUCCCUCGGGGGCUCAGCCGCAGGCCAGUCGGGGUGGGGGAUCAGACCGCGGACGCAAACCUCGGCGGGAUAAACGCACCGGAGGCGGCGGUACGAUCGGAGGAGGUGGGAAGUCAGACAGAUCUCUUUACAGUGGCAUUGUCACAGUCAACGGCCUGCGACGCCAUGGCAAUGACGAUGAGGAGGAGGAAGAACUGAGUAGUGCUAGCGAGCGCCUGGCAGCCCGCUACUGUGCCGUGGAUGGUGACCCCGGCAGCCCACGGAUGGGCGGAGGCAGGAGACACCAGUCUAGCCCCGAUCUGGCCAGGCACUACAAAUCCAGCUCACCCCUUCCUGCGGUGAAUCUACAGCCACACUCUCCCCCAGCGGAGGGCAAGAAGCACCAAGCGGUCCAGGAGCUGCCUCCCUCCAACACCUUUGUGGGCAGCGGCGGGUGCGUGGGGAGUGCCGGCUCCAGCAGCAGCAGUACCGGGGGCAGUGGCAACGCAGACGCCAUGUCCUUGGGCUCUGACCAGUGCUCAGAUUAUAGUUGCCAGACUGGAAACAAGUACAGCAAACAGGGGACCCUUCGCCGGGUGACCUUCUCGGUUGUGAGCCAACCCCAGGACGGCGGUUGCUAUGACAGCGGCCUGGAAGAUUCGGAGACACCAAGCAGCAAGAGUUCAUCUGGGCCACGGCUUGGAGCCCUGCCACUUCCCGAAGAAGGUUACGAGCGAACCACGCCAGAGGGCAGCGUGGGGGAAGAGGAGCACGUAGAGAAUGACGCCAGACAGCUGCCAGAUGUGGCUCUGACAGGAAAGUGCACCAGGGAGUGUGAUGAGUUCGGCCACUCGGACACGUGCUGGAUGCCGGUCCGCGCCUCGCCGCGCCAGCGCCACGGUAGCGACCCUCCCCGACUGUCAACGUUCGCCCCGGGGGACGACAACAACAACCUGCGCGGCAACGACCGUGAGAGCGACAGCGAGAGCGCUGGCAGCGCGGGGAGCUCCGAACCAGGAGUGGUGGUCAGCGCAGAAGGUCAGAGGUUGCCCUUAGCCAACGGCGACCCUCUCGGCACCCUGGGUCGGGGAGACCGCAACAGGAACAUGGGCGAUCACAACCGCAACCUUCUAAACCGCAAAAUGACUUCCACUUCCUACGACACGUUCAGCGGCGCCAGCCUCGGGCGGCGCCAGCCAGAGGAGGAGGGAGGAGAGGGCCAGAACCCACCGGAGGUCAUACCGUUGGCACGAACGGGAGGGGACUACAAGACGACUUCCUGUCUCACGCUGUCACGCCGUGAGGUCUACCUGUGACGCCCUCUCGGUGGAGCAAUCCACCACCGCCAUCGUCAUAAUCAUCUCCUCCCUUUGUUGGAAAAAGAAAUUGUACCAGCAAGCCAUCAGUGUGGUGAAACCUUUAAUCCGUGAGGAUGUGAAAACGUCAAAAGGGAUGCUUUUUCAAAGCUUUCAUCUAACUGUAACUUUCAAAAUCAGACUAAUAUUUAGCUUAUAAGUACUUAAACUUAUAAGAACUCAUCAAUCAGCUCUUCUGACUGAAAGUGCUUUCUGAAAACUGUUUUUAACCGCCUCUGAAAGCUACCUACAAGCAAAGACGGUGUGUCCACAUGGAGGAGAACACUCUUUUCUUCUUCUUCUUUUUUAAAAAUCAAAUCCAAUGCAUGCCUGACCCUUUGACCAUAGAGCUAUUUAUGCGAAGAAGACUGUGUGCAUUCUGAGGCUCUGGGUGCAUUUAAAAAAAAUGAAGCCAGAAUGGGAUUUCUCUGAUGAAGCAUCUGCAAAGAAAAGACUGCUGAGGUUUCAUCCUGUCGAAAACGAGCAAAAAAAAAAAAAAAAAAAAAAAAAAAUGGGGCAGAUCAGUUUGGAUCUAAUUCAAACUUUUUAAAUUAAUCGUAUCAUAGUAAAGGUGGGGGGAAAUAACCAGCUCAGUAAGAAUCAUUUAUCAUAAACAAAGUGUGACGAAUAAAGCACCUAAACCAGAAGAAACAGUGUUAGAAGAAAGACUUAAGAUAUUUACGAUAAAGGUUCUCACCCGAGUGUCGCCGGUGCCAGAGGAUUCAGCCUUGUGUGAAAAUAUUUGUUUCUAAUUUUCCCUUCACAUCUUGUUAGUAUGUAUAUAUCAUAUGUGUGUGUUUGAUGAAGCAGCAGUGUUCUUGUUUUGCUGCUCUCUGCCAUUUCAGAGUUCAUUCCACAUCUGAUACGCCCACCCUAUUCGAUAAACACGCUCUCAGUGACACACAUCCAAGCAUGCAAACAUAUCCUGUGCAUACACAAAUAUGGCCACAGUUUGUGUCAUGAAUCAGUGGCUGUGUGGAGUAAAGAUCAUUAUAACCUGCUGUUGCCUUCAUACAGGAAAAAUCAUGAACACACACAAGCACAUUAACAAGUAACCAGAAACAAAAACACCUGUAAAGUACUGGGUUCAUCUGUGUGUAGGGUUUUUCUUUUUUUUUCUCUUUAACAUAUUGCCUCAUUAAACUAGCUGUAGCAUUUUGCCUGCUCUUUCCUCAGCCCGUAUUUUAGACAUGAAACGUAUUUAAAUAAUAACCCAUCUCUUCGACUGACUGACUGAUGCGUGAGGCGACAUAAAAGAGAAUUUUAAUCUCAUCCUCUGUAAGAAUUAAUAGAAACUGUCGGAGAAAGAGAUGUUCUGCAUACUGUAAGUAUUUAAAAACCAAGUCUUUCGAAUGUCUGUAAGAAACAAAAAAAAAAGCAAAAGAGACUGCAUGAUAGAACAAUAAUGCAAAGUUUUUUUUCUUUUUGUUUUUUAGACUUCAUGUUUUUUCUCCCCCUAAAAAACACUAUUUGGAUACAUGUGUGCUAACAGGGGAGGAACGGAGAUAGCGAUGGCGUAAGGGGAUUUAACAGCAGUGGGUAAAUGUUUGGGUCUUUCUCUCAGUUUAUUUUUAUUUCUUUUCAGCUCUGGAGUUAAAACAUGCCACAGGCUGUAACUAAAAAUAAUAAAUAGGAAAAAAAAAUGGAAAAAAAUAAAGCAGACUAGUGUAGCGGGAGCAGUAGAGGGAAGGGAAGGUACUGGUCCCCCACGUGGCGCUGACCUGAGCAAAGCCCCCCCGCACCGCCGUGCUGUACGGUGCAGAUAACGGAACGCCUUCACGUUCGCCCUUCCCAUCAGCCACCGCUUCCACACGACUCACGGAGCGAACGCACUCCGCUGUGUUGUGCCGAAACAGUGGGUGUGGAUCUAGGCCGGCGCAUCUUAACUCCCAUCAUCAGAGCGUGUGUGGCUCGGCGGUGCGAUAGGGAUAAUAGGGUUAGGUCGACCCUGCGCUCUUAAUGAGUUUCCUUUCUCCUUCUCUUCGCCAGUUCUCGGCCUGUUCUGAUCUCAUUAAAGUGCGGGUAGGCAAAUGGAACACCACUGGAAACUGCCGGCACCUGUGUCUUCUAUUUUCUCUGCCUGUUUUUUUUUUCUUUUUUUUGGUUGAGGGGAUCAGACGAGGCUAAAGAGACAUCCUCGUUAGGGGUGGUGAGACUAAUGAGCAGCUCAGGUGUGCAGCAGUGUUUAACCUGCUCUUACUGCUGCUGCUUGACUGACAGAUUAACAUCCUGGAGGGGGGGGAGAGAAAGCAGUAAUCAUGACACCGCCUCACCGUUUGAGAGGGGGUAAUUAGGAUGAGAGAUGCUCUGUUUGUGUAAUUACACGCUGUAAACCUGUAUAUACUUUAAACUUUAUUACUCUGUGAACAAUCCUAAGCAUUGAGCCCACUGAUGUAUUUAGUCCCUUUGCCUUCAGCAUCUUCCUGUACAUGGCUGUUCACUGAGCUCUGGUUUUGGUGGACUGGAAAGCUUUGGAAUUCAUCUGCUUCUCAAGGCUGAAAACUGUGGAAAUUCCGAGGGACAGAUUUUCUGCGAGGAACAAGUUUUUGUCUCAGAAUCAAGGACAGAGACUCUCGACGCAGCCACCCCUUCCCUGCCUCUUCGUAACGGCACAUAUCUUUUCAAACUGCUGUUUUAUUGCAGAACCCACAAUGGCACCUUUCAAAUCCCUCCAAUUUGGAUUCAAGGGAACUUACUGUACAUAAAUCUUUUUGGGUGCGACUGUUUAAUUUUUAAUUUUAUUUUUUUAUACUGCACGUUUAAACAUGAAUAUCUUUUAGUUGACUGCAAAACAAAGAGAGGAAACGAACAGCAUCAGCUCUUAGAUGUAUCACCCACUAACGGAGAUGUUUUUAAAAAACAGAAAGAAAAAAAACAGACACUUCAGUGGACAUUAUGUACCUGCUGUUCUCCUCCUGUUAUCCUCGCCUUGUACAUAUAAAACUACACUGUAGACAGACUACUGAAAACUGUAACAGAUAAUGGCAUGCUUAAGGAUCAAAUCUGCACUUGAGUAAAAAAAGAGUAAAACUUGGAAAAAAAGGUUUUUAUUUCCUUUUGUUUAUUCCGGGGACUGGCUCAGUUUUUUGGGUUUCUUUUUUGGCUGCUCCCUUCCUGUAAUUACACAUUGAACGAAUUGCAUUUGCUUUCAUGAGGAUGGAGAGGAGUUACUGAAUGGUUUGGUAUGAAAAUGAAUCAUGUAAAAGUUUGACUUUGGCAUUAAAAACUUCAAACACUU
This is a messenger RNA of Austrofundulus limnaeus, 8387 nucleotides long. It is a transcript of the gene pcdh7a, whose product is annotated as protocadherin 7a. Gene Ontology annotation, molecular function: calcium ion binding. Gene Ontology annotation, biological process: homophilic cell-cell adhesion. The coding region runs from base 989 to 5110 and encodes 1373 amino acids. The transcript has 6 exons. NCBI's taxonomy places the organism in Eukaryota, Metazoa, Chordata, Actinopteri, Cyprinodontiformes, Rivulidae. Gene Ontology annotation, cellular component: plasma membrane. The record is from RefSeq and is a predicted model, not a curated record.